This is a messenger RNA of Giardia duodenalis, 4734 nucleotides long. RefSeq lists its product as uncharacterized. NCBI's taxonomy places the organism in Eukaryota, Fornicata, Diplomonadida, Hexamitidae. The coding region runs from base 1 to 4734 and encodes 1577 amino acids. The record is from RefSeq and is a predicted model, not a curated record. The transcript has a single exon.
AUGAUAAUGAAUGGAGAGGCCCCACACCACACAAGAGUCUCUCUCUUCGCCCCGCAAAGCUUCACUGAAACUAUUUCCAUGAUAGAGUCUCUUCCCACAACCCAGAAACUCCACAAGGUCGACGCUGAUCGCGAUGCCUUGAUGAACAUACCGCCGACCACUGUGACCCUGUUUAUUAAGUCUAUAGGGUUCACGGAGACACUGACUCGGGAGUUUGUCCGUGCUGUACUCCAGGCUAGCUCCUGCACUAAGAUUAAGUCACUGUACAUGCUAGAUUGCGAAUUUGCCUCUCUAGUCACGCUCCUCAAGCCAUUCCAGCGAGUACAGCAUCUCUCUAUAACAGCUUCAAAGCUCAAGAACUUUGCUGAGUUGCCCCUUCUUCCCAAUGUGAUUUCCCUUCAUCUAGAUGGCAAUCUUAUCUCCUCAUGGGCACACUUUCCAGAUGCCCCGAAGCUGACCUUUCUCAGCUUGAACUAUAACAGAUUGGAGAAUUUUAUCCAAUUUCCCUUUGCAAAACUGAAGAAUCUAGAGAUCUUUAGUGCUGUUGGAAACAAUCUAGAGAGCAUCCUUCCUUCCCCAUUGCUGGGGGAAACCGCAGACGGGGAGACAGACGAUUCCGAUACCUUGCUGGCAGUCUGUGAUGAUAGCCUUUGUACAGCAAUGUCGAUUAUGUCCCUGUUUUUUCAAGAGAGACGAAUAAACAGCGUCAACUCAAUGAGCACACUUGAUAUCAUGACAAGAUACUCCAGCUGGAUAAGCCUCAAAACAGGAAGGCAUCUUCUUGCGGGAGGAGAUGCAGCCCCGAGGCCCUUCGAAUCCAAUGCCAUGCUAGGCUCACACAAGCUAUUAGAGCAACGGAUGGUCACAGAAGACCUUUUCCUUGCAGAGGUGGAUAGCACUCUUCCGUACAGGGUGCUUCACGGUCUGUCAGCGUGGAUUUCUGAUGAGGGCGUCGAGUACUUACAGCGCCCAAACAGCUCCAUUAGCUCACUACAAUUUAAGACCUAUUGUUCCCGCUUCCUCCACAAACAGGGGAUUGUCCUUCCUAUUCUCAGAGCAGGGUUUGUGCAACCAGAAGGGAGUGUCAGUGAUAGCUCUCAAGGAGUAUAUAUCGAGAAUAGUCAGUGCUUUUUUCAUGUUGUGCUACUGUCUUCUAAGUAUAAGCUUGUCGAGGUCCUUUUCUAUCACACCUGCUUUGGCUGCCCUCCACAGCUGAUUCAUGGGGUACACAAGCGAAUCGACUCUGGAGCGGGGAGAGACGAAGAUAGCCAUGUAACCAGGUCAUCGUCUAUCUCUAGGCUGUCCAGGCCAGGCUCGUACGCUGCUACGCAUGGAGGAUAUAUGGGUACUGAUGGCUCCUCACUGGUUUCUUACAGCUUUGACUUUGUAUUACCGGCUUCACUCCUUUCCAAUACUUAUGUCAUCGCAUUCAUAAGAGUAGAGGAAAGAACCUCACAAGCACAACGGGCAGCAGGGAACGUGUACCGUCAUGCUGGAACGCAAUUGGAGCAGAGCAAGCACCAGAAUAUCCUCAUGUCUAUCUUGCAGGAUAACUUUGGCACAAAGACAAUGAUGACAAACAUAAGAUCUGUCCAGCUCGAAAUGCACAUAGCCUCUCCUCCAAUUAUCUCCUGUCGGCCCACCAUACGCUCUGCAAACUUCUUGCUAGCGUCCAAAAACCUCCAAGUCGGCAAGCUAAUCAAUCUAAGGUACAGCUAUUCAGGUGGAGAGGAGGGUGACACCACCGUGACAUGGUACAGGUGCGCGAGUGUGUGCAGCACUUGCCAGAACCUGUACAUGAACAACACAGUCUCAGAAAGCUGCAUCUCCGAUGACUCUGAAGAUCAGUGUCUAUGCUCUGCUGUGCCGGACGCCUGCUCGUGUGUGCUAGAGCAGAUAAAACAAGGCAGUGUGACAGAUCAGCCUUCCAUUUGCGAGUAUUUGCCCGCACUUUGCGACGCAAAUAUGUUUCUCAGAACAGAGAUAGUCCCUGUGAGCUAUCAUGGAGUUAUAGGAGAGAAGUUUGUCCUUCUAUCCACACGGAUUAUCGUCGAGGAGGAACAGAUCAUCAAGACCUGCGCAUUGGAAAAGGUCGAUACCUCACAUGCGCUGCUUAACAUAGUGUCUCUGGUGCCAAUUGAUUUAGAAAUUUACUGGUACCAAGAACUCGAUGAUAACGAAAGAGUAUACAUUCCCGAGUUCGACAAUGACCGCGUCUUUGAUCUGAGGAGCUCUAUUAUAGAGCAGUAUCGUCUAUAUGGGUCUAUUCUCAUUGUAUGCGAAGUACUGCUUUAUCCGGUGCCCAUCAACGAUGCAGAGCGGUAUUCGGAUAAUCAGAGCGCGAUGUCAGCAGUCCCCUUGUUGAAAAAGACGCUCCGAGCAGAGUUCUAUGUUAACAGCAUGCGCCGUAAUUCUUCCAGGACGCCACGCGCCCGCUCUACUUCGUCGAGGCAUGAGACCAGAGGGACGAACCCUCGUUCCUUUACGCCACCACAUAAUUUAAAUAAGGAAUAUUGCAAUUAUGAUGACAGCCACGGGCCAAAGGUAGCUCAUACCUCUGAAUUUACCUCCCAAAAAGUUCCCUUUAGAGGUGGCUACUUUGACCGGACGGGGGCACAAUCACCUCUUUGGCAGAAUAUGGAACACCGGGGUGGAGAUGUUGCGCCGGCUGCUGCCUUGAAUCCAGGCAAAAAGUCAGCUCGGUUUUCUGACGAUCAAAAUCGAGACGCCCUAGAGCAAAUCGCCCACCAGCUUCGGCUGGCAGUGAGUUCAGGAAAGUUCGAUGCCCAGAAUGCACCGAGCGCAGCCGCAGAUCCACACUCAUCCCGAAUCAAGUUAGAAAUCUCGCAGCCAGCAACUGUGCUAAAUGCCAUUCACCCGCAUGCAUCUAGAGGCUCUAGGGUAAUGAUCAAUGCGUACAACGACUCCAAAACAGACACUAAUAGUCUAGAUGUCUCCGAGGAUGGAGACGUGGGCAAGAACAUUAUCGCCUCGCGGCAGCGUCUCUCACGGAUUGACCAGUCGCGUGCGUCAGAAGUCCCGAAGAGCCUUGUUCUCCAGGAGAGCAACUACACUGAGUCCUACACCACCUUCCAUGAACCCGCUGAUCACACUGGUUCUACGGCUGUAAAGGUUAAGCAAGAUAGAAUACAAUUUGAGUUUCCCAGCAGCUGCAUAGAUAACUGUUCACUAGACGCAGACGACAACGUUCAGAACAGCUCCAGGCCCAUGUCCUAUCAGGAUUUAGUUAGCAACUCCGCCAGAGACCACAUCCUUACAUCUAAGGGUAUUUUGAGUCCCAUAGUUGUCAUGACAAACACGGCUGUCCAUCAGAACAACCAGAACCGGAGUAGGCUAGGGACUCACCAUAUGACGUCCUCGACCGUGGAAGUAAUGGAUAUGACACAGAACAUAGCGCAUGAUAUCUACAUUCAGCGGCCGGAAAGGCGCAGAAGCAGUAGGCAGAGCGCUAACAUCACCAACAGCGAGCCUUCUGAGCCCUCUCGGGUAUCCGACAAGUUGAGCACCUCUGAGUCUAUUCCGGAACUCGCUAUUUCUCCCCAACCACUUGAUCUGCCAACUUGUGUGCGAGAAAUAGAGAUACCUAUAACUUCUAUUAACCCAGCUGCUCUGUACAGUGACCUAGUGGAAAGCACAGAGGUGGUUGUUGAAUCGGAGGAACUGGGUGACAGAAAUGCUGUCUGCAUUCCCUCACAGCCCACCAAGCUGCAGAAUAUGGAGAAAGGCCCACACGAACGAGAAUCAGAGUGUUCCGGGAUUGAGCCAGCGAUAAUGCCAGGACCUACCAUUGCUCCAUCCAACGAAAGCAACAACACAGAUAUCAGAUCGCUGGAUUCUGUCUCGCAGUCUUUUAGCCAGCUGCUGGACUCGCGAAAGGGUUAUGUGGCUCAGCCUCUGGAGUCUACUUCGGUGAAUCUAGAACCCGUUCGCAACAGCAUAGAGCACGAGCUUUCCAUUAACACUCUUACACCAUCUUAUCGAGGGUCGUCAGCAAGUGAGACGGUUAAGGGUGCGCGCGCUUUUGAGAAUGAGAUGGCCUUUAAGAACAACGUGACUGGCCUGAGGGUAACGAAGGAGGCAUACGUCGUUGGUGACGUCUUAGGGUUUGAAGUGUACGGUGCUAUAGACCAAGGGAUGAGUGUCUUUAUAGUUCGUUCCUAUGCAGAUGGAGUGUUCUUCGAGUCCGGGCUCAUAAAGCUCAAUCCCGUCAAGCUGCUUGAUUAUUGCCAGCUUUUCGUCUACCGCGUGACCCCGUUUGACCUGGGCUCAAGUCUCAGGGUCAUUGUGCGAGCCGAUGGGUCAUUCGGAGCAACCAACCUGGUUGACAGGCUGAUAGAUGCAACAAUAAUAGGGGCAUCGGACAAGGACAUCUCUCUCCUCAUGUGGAGGAGGGUGUGUGCGGAUAAAGCUUACAGGGUAGACUGUGACUGCAAGGAGGACGGCUCUCUGAAGCAAGGAUCGGCUAUAGUUACUUAUAAUGGCAAGCUCUUUUCGUUCAAAUACAAUAAGCGGCUGGUCUAUUCGUGUAAAGACGUGAAGAGGCUUCCUUAUGAGAUAGAGUUCACCCCCAUUUUGACAGAUAACACAUUGUUGUUCAUUAUAAAAGGGUCUAAACCAACAGUUUAUUCCUUGAUUUUUCAACGGAUUGAGGAUUUAGGAUUUAUAUUUUAUCGCCUAUUGUGCACCACUGGUCUAUCGUUGUUAUACCAUUAG